AUGUCGGCUACUCUCUUUGCAAUUUCAUCGAACCUUAUGAAGAGGACCUUCUCAAUUUGUUCAUUCAACUUGGCCGCGGCAAAAUCCCCACCCUUUUUGCUAUCCUACAUUGCAAUCUCUCCCAAGAAGCCCGUGCGUCUCUUUGUUCCCUCUCUUGCCGAUGAGCCUGCAAGCAAGAGCCCCCCGGAGUUCCCCAAGGUGCCAAAUCAUCAACCCAGUGUCCCACCGGAAGUGCCACCGGUUCCUACCACUCCGAAGAUUGACCCAGGAAGUAUUCAGGCCGAAGUGAACACUAAUCCUCCGGGGACGAAACCAGGACCGGAGUUCCCGAGGACUCCUAUUCCGCCACAUCCCGACCCGGGACCGGAACUCCCGAAGCCUACUAUACUGCCGCGUCCCGACCCAGAUAUACCGCUUCCGAAACCGGACGUAGUGCCGCCUUAUCCACCCGAUUACGUACCACCGAAUCCCUCAGGGCCGGAUAUCGUGCCUCCGCCACCACCGACUGGGCCAUAUAUUUUGGAGGAAGUGCUUCGCCGGGGAGUUGGCCUUAAGUGUAUUGAAUUUGAACUCGUUGAUGUUUAG
Molecule: messenger RNA, 585 nt
Organism: Carya illinoinensis
Lineage: Eukaryota; Viridiplantae; Streptophyta; Magnoliopsida; Fagales; Juglandaceae
Product: protein TRACHEARY ELEMENT DIFFERENTIATION-RELATED 7A-like
Exons: 1
Coding region: 1-585 (194 amino acids)
Source: RefSeq, a predicted model, not a curated record